ACAUGUUCGCUAUGGAUGGCAUUUCUGACAGUUUGUAUUCAAAAAUUCAGUUUGUUGUUCAAUUUGUUGUAAUAUUUUUUAGUGUUUUUAUUUUCAGGUGUAAUGGAGAAGAGCUUCGACUUCGGAAGGCUUCUGAAGAACCACGAGAAGAAACACAAAAACAAACCUGCGCAGUUUACUAGCGUGGCAGGCGGGGUCCAGAAGCGGUUGGGAGACAACUUGAAACACAGAAAAAGCAGUCGUUUGACUGUGUUUGACAGAAUAAGGAACUUAUCACGAUGUGAAAGCCCUACACCAGUAGGACCAGUGGACACUGCCAAAUCUAAGGUUGAGCAUCGGAGACAGCAGCUAGAAAAAUGGAAGGAAGAAAAGGAAAAGCAAAAAAAGCAGGCCGCUGCUCUAAAGAAAAAGCCAUUUGUAGCAGGAGUACCGCACGCUCCCUUAAAGUUUGUGCCGCCUCCUCCGCCACCAAAACCUAUGCCGAGUACUUCUGGGAGGGUUACGAGAUCACAAUCUGCGAAGCAAAGUGCAACACAAAAAGCUAACACCAAACAGAACAGGGCUCAGUCAUUUGCCCCCAUAAAUGCUUCAUUUCAGCCACCAAAAAAUCUGAUUAAAGUACCAAAAUUAGCUCCUGUGACCAAAACAAAGACGGACAAAAUUAAUUAUACGUUUAAUCCAGUAUUACCAAAUUCGUUGAAAAAUCCUGAAAAACAAACUAAAUCAACGAGAUCAAGAACACAAGUGAAUUCAAGACAAGCAAAUACUAAAUCAUCUGAAACACGAAAUACUCGCAGUAAUGCUGCUAACAACAAAAAUACUAGACUUGCUAAAAAGCAAAGCCCUAAGAAAGCAUCAAAUUCCCUUCAGAGUACAAGUUCGAGUAGUGAAGUUGAUACGGCAUCCUCUACAGAAAAGUCGCCAGUUUUCCAAGUUAAGACUCCGAGAAAGUCUUUAAAUAAAUCAAAGCAAUUCACACCCACAAAACCUGUGCCCAAGAGUGAAUCUAGCUCAGAAGAGAAACUUAGGUCUCCUAAAUCGCCAAUAGAUGUUGUGGUAGUGCCGAUGACUCCGGAGCAAAUAGAUGAGGAAUCUAAGAAGAUCAGUCCUUGCGUCACCAUGUCUAGAGGGAAGGAUAAUGCUAGAAGAGAAAUGAAAAAGAAGAUGGAAGAAGGAUUGUUGGAUGAUGACACAAGUGACAUGGAGAGCAUCAACCACUUCAGGCGUCAGCUCCAGUCUGAAAUCAAACGCAUGACGGAGAUGUGUGAGGUGUGGGACAAGAUACAAGAGCAGACACCUCUUUCAGAGACUAUACAGGAGCUGGUGUUAGGCGCGGUGGGGCAGGCGCGGCUGCUGAUGUCGCAGAAGCUGCAGCAGUUCGCGUCGCUGGUGGAGCGCUGUGCGCGCCCCGAGCCGGCCCAAGCGCUCGUCACACCCGCCGACCUGCAGGGCUUCUGGGACAUGGUGUUCAUGCAGGUACGAGCCCGAGGACGCCAGGCGGCCGCUGUGCGCAGCGCUGUGCGCGCCCCGAGCCGGCCCAAGCGCUCGUCACACCCGCCGACCUGCAGGGCUUCUGGGACAUGGUGUUCAUGCAGGUACGAGCCCGAGGACGCCAGGCGGCCGCUGUGCGCAGCGCUGUGCGCGCCCCGAGCCGGCCCAAGCGCUCGUCACACCCGCCGACCUGCAGGGCUUCUGGGACAUGGUGUUCAUGCAGGUACGAGCCCGAGGACGCCAGGCGGCCGCUGUGCGCAGCGCUGUGCGCGCCCCGAGCCGGCCCAAGCGCUCGUCACGCCCGCCGACCUGCAGGGCUUCUGGGACAUGGUGUUCAUGCAGGUGGAGAACAUAGACAUGCGAUUCAAGAAGCUGGAAGAGUUGCGAGCGCGCGGCUGGGUAGAAGACGCGCCGGUGGCCGUGGUCCGUAAGGCGCCGACCAAGAACAACGUGAAGAAAGCCACCAAGCCCAGCGGUGGGCCCAGCAGGCUGAGGGAGAUGAUUGCUGCUGCAAGAAAAGCCAAGAAGGAGCAAGAAGAAGCCACCACCACUUUAGCAGCGCCCGCCAGCCCAGCUGAACCCAGCAAGACGUUCGAAGCCGGUUUCUUCUGCGUGAAGUCUCCAGUGCGGUCCCCCGCACAAUCUACGCCCGCUAAACACAGCCUGCUCAAAGCUGUGCUGUCCAGUGAAGCUAAGAAAGCCUCUGCUUCUAAGAACACUGCAUCGUUUGCGAUGUUGCGAGCUUCGAUAAUGAGCAAAAAUGUAGAAGAUGGAAUAGCGCCUCUACCGCCUUCACCCAUGUCACCGGUCAACUUAUACGCGACACCAGCGCGUAGCAUCCUCAAAUCCGCCAACGUCGCGUCUGAUAAGAAAGCCGGAAAGAAAUCCAUCAAAGUGGUCCUCUUCGACGAGGCUGAGACAGACAACGACCAGAGCAGGACAGAAGAUAAAAAAGAAGAUUUAGAAGGUGUGUCAGAGUUGAACACAGACAGCGGACUGUCCUCUAUGGACGUUGAAAAGGAAACAGAACAAAAGGAAAACAGGGCUGUAACGAAAAGAGGUAGGUUGGUCAGGCAGGAUGCGACCACAGUAGACAGCCACCAAGUCAUGACCAGAAGUCGGAGGAAGAGUCUCAACGCUCAGCUCGAUGUGUCAAAUGAGGACGCAGAAGAAAAGACACCUAGAAGAUCGUCAAGAAAGAAGAAAGCGCUACAAGAAUCGGAAAAUAUAAUGGAGGAUAAGAUGGCAACCCCCAAAAGGUCUGUCAGGUCGAGGAAAAGUGGUAUACAGAGUGUUGUGGCAUAGAUUUAGGAUUAGACUGGAUAUUAGUAUAAAGAUGGAGACAUCACAAGGUUUUGCAAUACUUUUGUAUAGCAGAACACACGGACAUUCACUUGCAGCGGUAUUUCGGUACAUUAGCGAUUAUCGCCAUAUCGUUAAAAAGAGGGGGUUAGAUAAGUCAGUCGAGGCAAAGCGAGUUAUCUUAAAAAGACCUUAAGAAAGAGACCGCCAAUCAUCGGUUUCGGUUUGUGUAGCGGCGUCUCUCUCAUUAUUUUGUUGUCAGACCAACAAGUGUAUUCAAUUUUUUUUUCUUUUUAUUUUCCACUAUUAUUUUAAAAUAGCAAGUCGAUUGUUAGUUUAAUCUUCUAUUUCAAUGUUAUUUCCUUUAUUUUAUAGUUUUACUUGAAAUAAUCAUGGGUUUGCAUCAAGUAUUGUCACUUGUAAAAGAUAUGUCUGUAUUUAGCAGAUAUGAUCUUCUUUUCAAUAUCGUAUAAAAUAUCGAGAUAACUUUUUAGUGUUCAUUAAAAAUAAUUAUCUCCAAGUUAACUUUGUCCAAAGAAAUAAUGAUUGAGACAUUAAUAUCCGAAAAUAAUGCCGCACAAAAUUUAAAUUUAGUUUAGACAUUUACAAUCAUUGAAGUGUGUUAAAUUAUGUUAGAUGCAAGUUAUUCUUGUUAAAAUAUUGUAUUUUGUAGAUCUGUUUGUGACUUUGUACUGAAAAUUAUCAUAAGUUGUUGCGUAUCUGUAUUUCUUUUAGUUUUUGACAUUGAAAUGAAUUAUAACAAAGUUAGUUUGAUAAUAGCCAUAACACAAAAUAGUGAGAACAAGUGCCUGUAAAAUAGAUUUAAUUUAUUAGAAUAGUGUUACAUUAUAGCCUAAAGCUAUAAGCAUUUCAGCUAGCAUUGUUUUAACACUUAGGUACAUUUUUAUCUGGCUAUGAAUUUGUUUUGUUACUUUAGCAUGUUCCUUACAAUUAAGAUAGGAAUGUAGAAUGAUAAAACGAAUCGAAAGUAGUACUACAGAUACUGUAAGUCGGAUGUAGCUUUGUAAAAUUAAUUACGUAAUAAAUAAAUCUAAAGUUA
Messenger RNA from Ostrinia nubilalis (European corn borer), 3853 nucleotides. RefSeq names its product disks large-associated protein 5 (gene mars). Lineage: Eukaryota; Metazoa; Arthropoda; Insecta; Lepidoptera; Crambidae. The transcript has 10 exons. The coding region runs from base 103 to 2796 and encodes 897 amino acids. Gene Ontology annotation, biological process: signaling. The record is from RefSeq and is a predicted model, not a curated record.